AUGAACUGCCAGCCCCACAGUCACUUUGAGGAAUGUGCCAGCCCGUGCCAGCCGACCUGCCCCUUCCCAGAGCAGCAGCAGAUCUGUGCCACCGUUUGUGUGGAGACCUGUGUGUGCGAUAAGGGCUAUGUCCUGAGCGCCGGCGUGUGCGUCCCAGAAGCAACUUGCGGCUGCUCCUAUCAGGGGCGCUACUACAAACCAGGCCAACGCUUUUGGGAAGGCCCGGGCUGUGGGCGCCUCUGUGAGUGUGACACGACUCUGGGGACGGUGGUCUGCAAUGAGGCUUCAUGCGCGGACAAUGAGGAGUGCUCUGUGGUGGAUGGGAUCCGUGCUUGUCGGCCCACAAGCUUUGCCACAUGUACAGCCGAGGGAGACCCUCACUACAUGACAUUUGAUGGCCGGAGAUUUGACUUCCAGGGUACGUGUAAAUAUCAACUGGCGGCGUUGUGUGUGAAGAAACCGUAUCUGGAGCCAUUUAAAGUCACCGUGCAGAAUGAAAACAGAGGCAACAACUUAGCCGUGUCCAUCACCAGAACUGUGAUCAUCGAGAUGUACGGAGUCACGAUCAUCAUCAGUCGAGAGAACCCCAAUAAAAUAUGGCUUGACGGUCAGCUCGAGGACUUGCCCCUGCAGUACAGCGAUGACCUGUGGGUGUCACACAGCGGUCAAAAAGCGGUGGUCGAAACAGCAGCUGGUAUCACUAUAACCUUUGACUGGCACCACCGUGUCUCUGUGACUCUGCCAAGCAAGUACCAGGGUGCUGUAUGCGGUCUGUGUGGAAACUAUAAUGAAAAUCCUAACGACGAUUUCAACAAGCCCAAUGGCGAGGCUGCUAAUACUGAAGUCCAGCUGGGGGAGAGCUGGAGGGUCGGCAUUGUUCAGGGCUGCUUAUCAGUGUGCCAGGGGCCGAGGUGCAGUCGCUGUGAUGGCUCCCAGAAAGAUGUGUACAAAGUGGAGAAAUACUGUGGCAUUAUUGCGGACAAGACGGGGCCGUUCAAAGAGUGCCACAGCCGCAUUAAUAAUGCCCCAUAUCUGGAGGACUGUGCGUUUGAUGCGUGUCAGUAUGAUGGGCACCACGGCUCUGUGUGUGAUGCCAUCGAGGCUUAUGUGUCCGCCUGUCAGAGCGCAGGGGUAGAGGUGCGCCCAUGGAGGACGUACAAGUUCUGUCCGAUGUUGUGCCCCGCUAACAGCCAUUACACCCUCUGUGCCACGAGCUGCCCCGCCACCUGUGCCAGCUUAACCUCGGUGAACUGCAACAGAUCAUGUGCAGAAACGUGUGAAUGCGACGAUGGCUUCCUGCUGAGUGGGGGAGCCUGUGUGCCCAUCAAAGACUGCGGCUGCUCCUACGGCGGACACUAUUACCAGAGCGGUGCUGUCUUUUAUCCAGACGACAAAUGUUUGGAGAAGUGUGUCUGCGGAGAAAAUGGCGCUGUUUUAUGCCAGAGAACCAGAUGCCGUUUUGGUGAGAUGUGUAAACUGGUGGAUGGUGUCAGAGGCUGUCAUCCUGUGGGGGAGGCGUGGUGCGUGGCUUCCGGAGAUCCACAUUACCAGACCUUUGAUGGCCACAGGUUUGACUUCCAGGGUACGUGCGUUUAUAUUCUGGCCAAAGUGUGCGAUGACGAUGAAGGCCAACUGACGUCAUUCACCGUGACGCAAGGAAAUGAGAAGUGGGGCAAUGGAAACGUGGCGGUCACAAAGUCGGUGGGAGUUGAAGUCUAUGGUUUUGUCAUCUAUAUUCAGCGAGGAGACAGCUGGAAAGUCAAAGUGAACGGUGAAUUUGUCAAUCUGCCCUCGUCCCUACACGACGGUCGCAUCCAAAUAACCCAAGAGGGACGCAACAUCAUUGUCAGAACUGACUUUGGUUUGAGAGUUCAGUACGAUACCGUCUAUCACGCCGAAGUCAUCGUACCGUCUACAUACUGGCGAAGAAUGUGUGGCCUUUGUGGCAACUACAACAGAAACCGCAAUUAUGACUUCUUACUGCCGAAUGGAAAAUUUACCAAAGAUGUCGAUGUGUUUGGAAAGGCAUGGGCUGUGGAGCUCCCUGGUUUCGAUUGUGGAGGUUGUGGAAGUCAAUGUCCAGUGUGCGAUCGAGCUAAAGCCGCAGUAUUGCUGAAGCCAGACUCCUGCGAUAAGGAUGCUCUGUGCGACAGCAUCAUGGCCUAUGCUCUGGCCUGUCAGAGUGCUGGAGUUCAGAUUCAACAGUGGAGGAGCGACUCUUUCUGCCAGAACAGCCACUAUGAGCUGUGUGCAGACACCUGUAGAGGCACCUGCGCUGGACUCCUGAAGGCGGUGUCCUGCUCUGAGAACUGCUUUGAAGGAUGCCAGUGUGACCAGGGUUUGGUGUUUGAUGGGGACCAGUGUGUUUCUCCCAGCAAGUGCGGAUGUCUACACGGCGAUAGAUAUCUAAAGGUCGGUGAAUCGGUCGUCGACCCUCAAUGCCAGUCCACAUGUGUGUGUCAGGCGCCUGGAAUAGUCAAAUGUGAAAAAACAGUCUGCGGCAGCUCUGAGGUCUGUGAGGUCCGUGACGGUGUGAGGGACUGCCACCCAACUCAAGGCCAAUGCAGCAUCGACAAGGCCGCUCACCUCUCCACCUUUGACGGCUUGACGGGGCCCAUGGGUGAUCUGGGGGCUUUCGAGGUGGCCUCCCUGUGCGACUUCACUGACGCGCGCUGGUUCAGGGUGGUGGUGGACGUGCGCAGAUGUGGGAAGGGAAGUCUUGUUGUGGACGCAGUCUACGUCUUCUUCACAAACUACAGCAUCGCAGUGAAUGGUCAACAGGAAGUUUGGGUGAAUGGCAGAAAGACGUCCCUCCCAGUAGAACUGGACUUUCGUGUUUCCUUGUACGUAUCUGAGAACAGUGUGGUCAUAGAGAAGACCUCCGUUCUACGCGUCACCUUUUCUCUCACACGGGAGUUCAGAGUGAUUGUGGACCCUACCCUCACUUACAAAAUGUGUGGAGCCUGCGGAAACUACAACCACGACCCCAAAGACGACACAACCAUAGCGGGUAGUGACGAGAAGACCUCAACAGAUCUAACCACAGCGGUGUGGUCAUGGCGUGCGGGAGACUUCUCAAGAUGUGGCCUCAAGAGUUUUGCAUAG
Knipowitschia caucasica is the source of this 3105-nucleotide messenger RNA. NCBI's taxonomy places the organism in Eukaryota, Metazoa, Chordata, Actinopteri, Gobiiformes, Gobiidae. The record is from the annotation of a GenBank genome assembly.